Alternaria burnsii is the source of this 1098-nucleotide messenger RNA. Its product is annotated as c4-dicarboxylate transporter malic acid transport protein. Gene Ontology annotation, cellular component: plasma membrane. The record is from RefSeq and is a predicted model, not a curated record. Bases 1 to 1098 code for a protein of 365 amino acids. The transcript has 2 exons. NCBI's taxonomy places the organism in Eukaryota, Fungi, Ascomycota, Dothideomycetes, Pleosporales, Pleosporaceae. Gene Ontology annotation, biological process: transmembrane transport; sulfite transmembrane transport. Gene Ontology annotation, molecular function: sulfite transmembrane transporter activity.
AUGGGUACAGGCAUCGUCGCGGUCCUGUUUCAUACCUUCUCGGAGCUCUACCCUAAUUACCAUCGCUCGUUGAGAGCGCUGAGCAUCGCCUUCUUCAUACUCAACGUCAUCAUAUUCUUCACCAUGCUCAUGACAUCAGUCCUCAGAUACACACUGUAUCCCGCCAUAUGGAUUCUGAUGCUUCGUCAUCCAGUACAGUCGCUGUUUCUUGGCACAAUACCUAUGGGAUUUGCUACCAUCGUCAACAUGUUCGCCGUUGUUUGCGUACCAAAAUGGGCUGGCUUGACACCAUACGUCUUGUGGGGCAUGUGGUGGCUCGACGUCGCACUCAGCGUUGCUUGUUGCCUCUGGCUACCUUUCCAGAUGAUGACCAAACAUCAUAACCGCCAUGAGACGAUGACAGCAGCCUGGCUUCUGCCGAUCGUGGCCUGUAUCGUUGCAGCAGCUUCUGGCAGCGUUGUCGCCUCGGUCUUGCCUGACCCGAAUCACGCCCUUAUCACCAUAGUCACCAGCUAUGUCCUUUGGGGCAUGGGUCUACCUCUGGCACUCGUGAUAAUGGUUAUAUACUUCCAUCGUCUUGCCAUUCAUAACCUUCCAUCUCAGGAGGUUAUCGUCAGCGUCUUCUUGCCUCUCGGCCCUAUGGGCCAGGGCGGAUACGCAAUUUUGAAACUCGGCAUUCAAGCUUCGAAGACCUUCCCAGAUACAAAAGCCUUGCACCCAGUAGCUGGGGAGGUCCUCUACGUACUAGGCUGGAUGACCGCUAUCACACUCUGGGGCUUCGGUCUGGUAUGGUUGUUCUUCGCUGUCGCGUCGAUCAGUCGAAACAAGUUCCCUUUUAACAUGGGUUGGUGGGGUUUCACCUUUCCUAUUGGCGUCUUUACAAUGUCUACCAUUACCAUAGGAAAAGAACUUCCUUCCGCUUUCUUUAGCAUUAUAGGAACGAUACUUGGAAUUAGUGUCGUUGUGCUCUGGCUGCUUGUCGCUGUUGGCACUAUGAAGAACAUUGUAUACGCGAACAUGUUCGAAGCGCCUUGCUUGCGCGACAUAGAGAAGAAAGCAUGUGUAGCUUCUCAUGGGAUGCAACAUCAGGACGCGUAG